This is a messenger RNA of Truncatella angustata, 1002 nucleotides long. RefSeq names its product domain of Kin17 curved DNA-binding protein-domain-containing protein. The record is from RefSeq and is a predicted model, not a curated record. Lineage: Eukaryota; Fungi; Ascomycota; Sordariomycetes; Amphisphaeriales; Sporocadaceae. Gene Ontology annotation, molecular function: double-stranded DNA binding. The transcript has a single exon. Gene Ontology annotation, cellular component: nucleus. Gene Ontology annotation, biological process: DNA damage response; DNA replication. The coding region runs from base 1 to 1002 and encodes 333 amino acids.
AUGCCGAAAGCAGAGGCCGGCUCGCUCAAGGCGCUGAACAACAAGAUGAAGUCCAAGGGUCUCCAACGACUGCGAUGGUACUGCCAAGUUUGCGAGAAGCAAUGCCGCGACGAGAACGGCUUCAAGAUGCACACACAGUCCGAGUCCCACGUGCGGCAGAUGAUGGUCGUGGGCGAGGAUCCCAAAAAGGUCAUCAACGAGUACAGCCGCCAGUUCCAGCGCGACUUCCUGUCCUUGCUGAAGACCGGCCACGGCGAGAAGCAGGUCAACAUCAACCACUUCUACCAGACAUACAUUGCGAACAAGGAGCACGUUCACAUGAACUCUACGAAAUGGCCCAGUUUGACCGAGUUCGCCAAGUACCUCGGCCGGGAGGGCAUCUGCAGGGUCGAGGAGAACGACAAGGGUCUUUUUGUCGCAUGGAUUGACGACUCGCCCGACGCCAUGAGGAGGCGAGAAAUCGUGCGUCGGAAGGAGAUGCAGGACAAGGGCGACGAAGAGAGGGAACAACGCAUGAUCAGGGAGCAAAUCAAGCGCGCGCAAAAGGAGGCCGACGGAAAGAAAGACGCAGAUGAUGACCUCGAAGAGUCCGAAGAGCGAGCGCUGAAGCGUGAUGAGGGCGACAAGGUCAAAUUAUCUUUUGCGGCAAAGCCUGCUGCGCAAGCAGACACGAAGCCCUUGGGUCCCCCAAAAUCCGAAGGCCCACCGCAAGACGGAGACGCCGCGAAACCCGAAGCUACGGUGGAAGCACCAUCAAAGCCCACGGCGGCUCCGGUCUCGUUGAAGAUUGGCGCAGCAAAGCCUCAACCCAAAAACGUCUUUGCCGCAGCCAAGAAGAAUGCGCUAGCCGGCGGUCCGAAAAAGGCAAAUCCUUUCCAGCAGGAGAAGAAAAUGAGCGAGGCAGAACGUAUCAUGAAAGAGGAGAUGGAACGCAACAAGAAGAGAUCAAGUUCAGGGUUCGGUGGGUUUUCCCUGAACAACAAGAAACAGAGGACGGCAUGA